UCAUUAGCAUUACUGACGCUGUCAGUGUAUAAAAGGCGAGCUCGGAGCCCGCUUUCCCCUUACACUGUGUGUGAAAGGGAGCGGCAGGAUGGCGGAUGAGAAGAAAGCACAGGCAGUCCCCAAAAAGGGCGCUAAGAAAAUGGUCAAGAAGCCGGCAGCGAAGGGCGUCAAGCAGAGGAGGCGGCGGAGGAAAGAAACUUACUCCAUCUACAUCUACAAAGUGAUGAAGCAGGUUCACCCCGACACCGGCAUCUCCUCCAAGGCCAUGAGCAUCAUGAACUCGUUCGUCAAAGAUAUUUUCGAGCGGAUCGCGGGGGAAGCUUCCCGCCUGGCCCAGUACAACAAGCGCAGCACCAUCAGCUCCCGGGAGAUCCAGACCGCCGUGCGGCUGCUGCUGCCCGGGGAGCUGGCCAAGCACGCCGUGUCGGAGGGCACAAAGGCGGUGACCAAGUACACCAGCUCCAAGUGAAGGGCAGCAUUGGAGUGAAAACCAAAACCCAACGGCUCUUUUCAGAGCCACCUCCACCUUCCGUGAAACAGCUGAACUAGUAUCGUUCUGGGUAUGUACGGUGAAUGUGACCACGGUAUUGGGGUUGGAUGAAGAUUGUGUCAAUGAAUGAGUGCCCGCCGACCCUCUGCGCGCCUUAUUCUCGGAUAUAUUCCUGUAUAUCCUGUAAUCCCUGCCCGGGAGGGAGAUCAUGGUAAAUGCCACAGUCAUUUCUCAGCUGCUUCCGCGUUACUCGAUCAGUUCAGGAGCAAAAGGUCCCUGUGGGGUAUGAACCCCGAGUUUCACUCCCUACAAACCAACCCACCCGCCGGCAGGCAAAGGAAAUGUUUCCCCCUGCGUCCCAUUUGCCUUGGUUUUUAUUUCCAAAUCUCCAUGCGAGUAUUGUCCGGAUGCAGAAUGCUAUAAAUGCUGCC
Hemiscyllium ocellatum (epaulette shark) is the source of this 921-nucleotide messenger RNA. Its product is annotated as late histone H2B.L4-like. Gene Ontology annotation, molecular function: structural constituent of chromatin; protein heterodimerization activity; DNA binding. The record is from RefSeq and is a predicted model, not a curated record. Bases 89 to 469 code for a protein of 126 amino acids. The transcript has a single exon. Lineage: Eukaryota; Metazoa; Chordata; Chondrichthyes; Orectolobiformes; Hemiscylliidae. Gene Ontology annotation, cellular component: nucleosome.